Messenger RNA from Aedes aegypti (yellow fever mosquito), 600 nucleotides. RefSeq lists its product as uncharacterized. The coding region runs from base 57 to 398 and encodes 113 amino acids. Lineage: Eukaryota; Metazoa; Arthropoda; Insecta; Diptera; Culicidae. The transcript has a single exon. The record is from RefSeq and is a predicted model, not a curated record.
AAAAUCAAUGAAAAUCAAUUCAACCAAAGACAUCAACCAAACAGCAACCGAAAAAAAUGGUGAAAUCGUUCGUCGUUCUAGCCGUGGUGGCCAUUGCUCUGUUCGGAGCUAUCUACGUAAACGGUUUGAGCCAGGGAAACAUUCUUCCCGGUGAUCGGGUGCUGCAUUCCCAAGGCUAUGCUGCCCCUGGAGUGAAUAACCAGAUCGUGAGCCGAACCGUUGUCCACAUCGGAUUGUACAACAUUACCGCCAUUCGUGCCUACGACCGCUCCCAGAACCAGACCGGAUUGGCAUCCGUCUACAAUGGUGGCCUGGGACAACGAAACGUUACGCUUUGGCUUCAGGGAAAUCAGUUGGGCUCGGGGUACGAUUUCCUGGUGGAGAUCUUUGGCCGUUAAACAGUCGUAACUUGUGAUAGAAGUUUUGCAGCAAAUAUUUUCGAACAAAUUUCAUUUUUUAGAAAUGUUCAAGCGGAUUUUUUAGGAUAAAAUAAUAAAUGCCAAAACUGUUCUAUCAUAUAAUUUAUAAAUAAUGUUAUAAUUUGAGUAUGAUUUGCAAUAAUAUGUCUUUACAGCUCAUCGAUUUUACGUCCGGACUCCA